This is a messenger RNA of Sycon ciliatum, 5049 nucleotides long. RefSeq names its product serine/arginine repetitive matrix protein 2-like. NCBI's taxonomy places the organism in Eukaryota, Metazoa, Porifera, Calcarea, Leucosolenida, Sycettidae. Gene Ontology annotation, biological process: negative regulation of DNA-templated transcription. The transcript has 7 exons. Gene Ontology annotation, cellular component: nucleus. Gene Ontology annotation, molecular function: RNA binding; metal ion binding. The coding region runs from base 406 to 4287 and encodes 1293 amino acids. The record is from RefSeq and is a predicted model, not a curated record.
CGAGGAACGUUUGCUGGUCGUUCACAAGUAAUAAAGUCAAGAAGAAAGCAGAUCGUCUUUUCAGCGGACAAAGAGAUCCUCACGUCUUCUGGCCUUCACCCUUCAUCGAGUACCGUCCACCUAUAAUUUGUUCGUUGCACGACUUUCAGCAUCCAUUGAUGUUCGUGAGUCUGCCUGGGGAAAACGGAGUCGUCUCGUUUGGCAAGUCCAAUUCACAGGUGGCAUUCUAGGUUUCUUGCUAGAAUUGUAUGUCCAUUUCUGUUGCACCAGGCCAGAUACGCAGUCAUAAUCUCAUUGUCGCACAUUGUGAGCAGAUUUCGGGAGAGCAAGAGGGGAUUCAUAUUCGCAGUCGUUGUUCUAAUGCAGUAACAUUGUAGAAAGAACAGACUCAAUAUUUAUUUCAAGAUGGCGUCGAACAGCGACAAGAGUGACCUUGAAGAUGGAGAAAUUGAAGACGGUGAAAUCCUGGAAUCAGAAAGUGAGGGAGAGGUCGAAGAUAAAGACACGAGUGAAAGCCCUUCUCCCCAACAGACCUUGAAGCGUUCUCGUUCCUCUGGUGAGGAAGACACUGACACCAGUAUUCCGAUACCACCUGCAAAAAGAGAAAAACACGACCGGGUUAACCAUGAUCGCGAGGCCGCCUUUCCACGUCGGACGUAUGGCGAAGACUCUGCAUCAGACUAUGAUAGUGAGGAUGAUGAGUAUGAAAUGAAGAACCGGCAUUCGACAAGUGACAAUAGCCCACACAAGAACAAUGGCUAUUCGUGUAGCGAUGCCAGUGACGAGGACCCUUCCCAGAAAAGACGUCGCCAGCCGCGCUCCAGCCUGGAGGCCAUCCAGAACAUGUCCUCGGCGUUUGGAAUAAAACCUCGCCCAGCUGCACCGAAGGCAAGAAAGACCCUCCUUCCAGCACCACCCAAGGAUGGUGUCGAGGAGGACAACUUUGAUUUGGAGCUGUCACGUGCCAAGCUGCGUCAUCUCACCAGGAAGCAGCAACAGCAGCAGCAGCAGCCGCAUCGUGGGAGCUCGCACGGCGCGUUCUACAAUUCCGACGACAGAUCUGUGUCGUCACCGCCAUCGUCACGGUCUGGCCCCUAUCGCCGUGACAGCGUGGACUAUCGCCAUGGGCACACGGACAGCUCGCCGGUAAGACGCGAGACGUACGACCACGGCCACGGGAGCUCCAAGCGUAACAGCUCGUCCCACAGCACGUAUGACUACGGCCAUGGCAGUAGAGACAGAGAUCUGUCGUCGCGAUCGGACGCCAGAGCCUCUCGCAGGUCUCCGGCACGCGAUGACAAGAACGCCUCACCUGCUAAGAGUUCCUCUCUGUCUUCACUGACAACUGGACACCACUUUGACGUGACUGUGGCUGCAGCGGAGGGUGAUUCUCAUCUUCUGGUUGACAAAGGUCGCGAUCGUGGCGGAAGUCGCUUAUCAGCUCGCCGCGAGGAAAAGAACCGUGAGUGGAGAGACCGUAGGAAGCGCGAAGAGGAUGAGGCUUCAGAGCGAGCCGCUCAGAGACCGCUAGUACCGUGUCGCUACUACAUGGAAGGACGUUGUCACAAGGGCGCGGACUGUACAUUCAGUCACAACGUGAAACGUGAGAAGAAACCAGAGCUGUGCAAAUUUUAUUCGCAGGAUUGCUGCUCCAGAGGCGAGAGUUGUCUCUACAUGCAUGAGGACUUUCCGUGCAAGUAUUUCCACAGUGGCACGUACUGCUUCUCAGGUCCAGCGUGCCGUUUCUCUCACGACCCUCUCACCGAUGAGAGGAGAGCCAUGUUGGACAGGUACAACAACCUGCCGAAGAACACUCCAGACUAUUCUGAUGACAAUGUUGCUGUGUCGCCACCGCCCAGCACCACAGAAGUGGCCGACUCCACCGUGGCCUGUGUUUCCCAGUUCAAGCUAGCAGCGUCGCGCACCAUGCCGCAACGCUCUGCCCUGCUACCGGUAACACCGUCGCUAUACAGCAGCACCACGACCGACUAUGACGACAUUGCUGCCCGCGGACUGUACAGCGAAGAUUCCAACAACCCAAGCCAGUCCCAGCUGGACAGCCAGACGGAGGCGGCUGCAGAUGUUAGUCAAGCCGCCAAUGCAUCGUCAGUAGGAAAACCACCCGCUACUGCUGCUCCGGCUGCAAACUCAGAGGCAGCUGUUGAAGAAGAGGAAGAGGAGGAAGAAGAAGAAGUGUUCAUCUAUCGACCGUAUGCCACUGCUGCUGACACGUCCAGCUCCAUUGCAAAUGCGGACAGUGGUGGCAAGUACUCGUCCAUGGCCGGCAACGACGAUGACGAUUCAGACGUUGACACUGCGCCGUUGAUGAUCGAUAUGGAGGAUGGUGAGGAUGGAGAGCCCAUGGUCAUUCUAGACAUGGAUGAUGACAGCUACGAGUCUAGUGUGGGGUGUCGUGCGCCCUACGACAUGCCACUGCCGCGCAGCUCUUUACGCCGUCCUAAACUACCCACACUGCCGCCUAUGCAGCGUGAUCCCGUUCCAGAAGUGAUGCCACAGGUAAAGAGCGAGCCAGCCCCAGUGAAGCAAGAGCCAAACGUUAUUGUGAAAAUGGAUAGAGAAGUGCGCACUACCCCUGCCACUGCGAUCAAGACGGAGGUACCCGCAGCAGCGGCAGCAAGGCAGCCAAUCAUUUCCACAGCCACCGCUCCUUCUGUCCCUCACAACGGAGAUGUCACGCUGCUGGCUGAGUCAUUAGCGUCUGGCAGUGACAUUGAUCGCCAACAAAUAGAUAUUCUGAAGAAGCUGGUCGAGGUGAUGGAGAAGAAAGUGAAUGAGAAACAGCAGCAGCACACCCCUGGUGCCCAAGGAGGCAACUCUGGAGGUUUGUUAGAGGAGGCUGCCGAGACGUUGAGAGCUCAGAGCACCGAUCCCCACCUUCAAUCUAUGGCUGGUGGUAUGGUCAUGCAGUCGACAGCAAUGUCCUCUACUAUGCCUCAGCCAAGUUCAGUUGCGGCAGCGAUGGUGCUGCCGCUGUCCGUAAGUGAUCCGCGUACUGCGAGGCAGCGACAUGUCUCUGCCGCUGCUGCUGCUGCAGGCUCACAAUCACCCAGCCACUACUCUGCAUCACAGUAUCAUCAUCAGCAGCAGCAGCAGGGCAGCAAGAACGGCGGCGGCGGUGGUGGCAGACCAUCGCACCACCAAGUGCCUGUUGACCCGCGCCAUGCGGCCUUGCAGCAUGGCCCUCGCCACUCCGGUGCACCACCACUGCCCACCAUCACCGAUCCACAUGCCAUGCAGCACGCCGCUGAUCAUGGUGUCGGCCCAAGGCAGCCGCCGUACGCCAACCAGACACCCACUACUCUCUCAUCGCAGCAGCAACAGCAACCCAGUCGUGUUGACCCGCGGCAACAGAGCAAAGUCGUGGCCGAUCCACGUCAGGAUCCUCGUCAGGACCCACGCCGCGCUGCUCACAUGCCCAGUGCAUCUGCUUCUGCUGCUGCUACUCCUGCAUCGGUGGAGCCACCGCGUCAUGCCUUAGCAGGUAGUGAUCCCAGACACGUCUCUGCCGCUGUCACUGGCAACACUGGCUACUACUCUGCCACGCCGCCGUCAGCUGCAGCAGCUGAUACAGCUUUGUCUGGCCCACGUGAUCCUCGUGAUCCUCGGCUCCGAUCUGCUACAGUGGCGCCGCCCGCUGUUGACUCUACUCCUGUAGGAACAGGGCCAGCGCCCGCAGAGCAGCCAUCGGCAGCUCUGGGUCCACGGCGCAGUCUCUUGCCUACUCCGGAUAUGAAACCCGGCUCACCGCUGCGCCAUGGACAUGUGCGUCAUUCCUCGCAGCAUAACGAGCCGCAUUCUCAGCAGCAGCAACAACAGGCGCAUGCACACCAAGGCGACAUGCCUGCCGCAGUAAGCAACAACAGCAGCAGUGGUCGUGACCCGCGCACUGACCCGCGUCGCACCGCUGCUUCUGCUGCAGGCACGCAGCCGUCGUACCCUACGAUGUAUAACAGCAGCAGCUCAUCCAUUGAUGGACAAGGUUCUCUGCUUCAGCAACAGCAGCAGCAGAUGCAUUAUCGUGCCUCAGAGGCAGCAGUACCUGCCCCGUAUCAGCCAGCACAGUCUUCAUCUGAGGCCAGUUAUCACGGGCCUCGACGUGGCGUGACUGAUCCUCGCUACAAAGGACAACACGACGGCAUUCACUCUCAGCAACACCCGACUGGUGACAAUCAGCAAGACCUGCAGCAGCAGCAGCCUUCUGGCUAUCACGCACGGCUCGCGGAUUCUUUCCGACACAAUGACCCGACCGCCUCACCUUUCUCUUAAUGCUGCAUUGCAUCAUCUCUCUGUCGCUUUUGUCUUCUCUCUUUGUGUUCCAUGUACUGAAUAAUUAUAGCAAUGAUUUGCUUUUUCCAAGCCAACCAAGUCUUGCUUCUUCUUUUUUCUCUUUUUAACCCUAGCAAACUGGAGAGGAGAACAUGUAUUCGUAUUUUACUUACAACCUUACCUAACACACUCAGCGUUUCUCUCUCUCUCUCUCUCUCUCUCUCUCUCUCUCUCUCUCUCUCUCUCUCUCUCUCUCUCUCUCUCUCUCUCUCUCUCUCUCUCUCUCUCUCUCUCUCUCUCUCUCUUUUCUCGCUCUCUCGCUCCAACCCUGCCUUCAGUUGUGAUGCAUGGUGCCUGUUAUAGGAAGUUGUUAUUUUUAUGGUGUCUGGUGAAGCCCUUUACUCCACAGACAGCCCUGCUUUGUUUUGACUUUGAGCCUCUCCUUUUUUUAUUGUCUAGUAGUACUGCUGGGACUGACAUUGUGUGUUCUGCUUGCUACCAGUAGAUGACGACAGACUGAGUCGUUGGACUGUUGAAUCUGAGUUUUACCACAAGGAAGCUUUUUUUAGUCAUCAACUCUAGGAGCCCCGGAAGGGCUGCGUUGGCAUGUGUGCCUUUUUUUACAUUUAUACGUUUCUUCUCUCUACCCUAUUACCUGAUUACCGCCUAUAAUAGUAUCACGGUGAAGUGCUUAGUAACUACUAACAACAGUGCUAUGGUCGGUCUUUGGUUACUGUUGAUCAUGAUCAUCCUAAAAUCUAA